AUGCCUAUUCGCCUCGGAAUCAACGGGUUCGGCCGCAUCGGCAGGAUGGCCCUGAGGGCGUCUCUGAACAUCGACGGCGUCCAGGUUGUCGCGAUCAACGACCCCUUCACGGACUGUGAGUACAUGGAGUACAUGCUCAAGUACGAUACGGUGCACGGGCGCUUUGACGGCACCAUCGCCCACUCUGAAGACUCCAUAACGGUCAAUGGGAACAAGAUCUCUGUCUUCAAGUCUAUGAAGCCCGAGGAGAUCCCAUGGGGCAAGACCCAGGUGGACAUUGUGCUCGAGUGUACAGGUCGCUUUACAACGAAGAAGGAUGCUGAGCUCCAUAUCACCGGCGGCUGCAAGCGUGUCAUCAUCUCCGCUCCGUCGGCGGACGCCCCUAUGUUCGUCUGCGGUUGUAACCUCGAGACGUACGAUCCGAGCACGAUGAAGGUCAUCUCCAACGCCUCCUGCACGACGAACUGCCUUGCUCCUCUUGCGAUGGUUGUCAAUAAGAAGUUUGGUAUCAAGGAGGGCCUCAUGACCACCGUCCACGCCGUCACGGCCACCCAGCUCCCAGUGGACGGGCCGUCCAAGAAGGACUGGCGUGGCGGCCGUAGCUGCGGUGCUAACGUUAUCCCGUCCAGCACCGGGGCCGCAAAGGCUGUCGGGAAGGUCCUUCCCGCGCUCAACGGAAAGCUUACCGGUAUGGCCUUUCGUGUCCCUGUCCCAGACGUCUCUGUCGUCGACCUGACCUGUACUCUUGAGAAGGACGCAACGUACGAUGAGAUCUGCGCUGAGAUCAAGCGCGCCUCUGAAAACGAGCUCAAGGGGAUCAUGACCUACACUAACGAGGACGUCGUGAGCAGCGACUUCCUCUCAACCACCAGCACGUGCAACUUCGACAGCAAGGCUGGCAUCAUGCUCAACAGCAGGUUCGUUAAGCUGGUUGCCUGGUACGACAACGAGUUCGGCUAUGCUAACAAGCUUGUUGAACUAGCAAAGUACGUCGGGUCCAAGGGCUGCUAA
This is a messenger RNA of Giardia duodenalis, 1011 nucleotides long. RefSeq names its product Glyceraldehyde 3-phosphate dehydrogenase. The record is from RefSeq and is a predicted model, not a curated record. Gene Ontology annotation, molecular function: oxidoreductase activity, acting on the aldehyde or oxo group of donors, NAD or NADP as acceptor; NAD binding; NADP binding. NCBI's taxonomy places the organism in Eukaryota, Fornicata, Diplomonadida, Hexamitidae. Bases 1 to 1011 code for a protein of 336 amino acids. Gene Ontology annotation, biological process: glucose metabolic process. The transcript has a single exon.